CCCGACCACCUGCUGCUGCAAGACGCUCUCCGCAUCUCGCAGAACUUCCUGUCCAGCAUUAACGAGGAGAUCACACCCCGCCGGCAGUCCAUGACCGUGAAGAAGGGAGAGGUUCCCCGGGGAGAAGUGCCUCCUUGCUCUUCGGAUCAUUGGAAGCAGCUGCCUUCAGGAAUUGAGGAAAAUCAGAUGUCGCCUGGCAGUUCACCGGCAGCUGCUGAAGGACAGCUUCAUGGUGGAGCUGGUGGAGGGGGCCCGCAAGCUGCGGCACGUCUUCCUCUUCACUGACCUGCUCCUGUGCACCAAGCUCAAGAAGCAGAGCGGAGGCAAAACCCAGCAAUACGACUGCAAAUGGUACAUCCCGCUCACGGAUCUCAGCUUCCAGACGGUAGACGACUCGGAGGCUGCACCCAACAUCCCCCUGGUGCUGGAUGAGGAGCUGGAUGCCAUGAAGAUCAAGAUCUCCCAGAUCAAGAGUGACAUCCAGAGAGAGAAGAGAGCGAACAAGGGCAGCAAGGCCAUUGAGAGGCUGAGGAAGAAGCUCUCGGAGCAGGAGUCGCUGCUCUUGCUCAUGUCCCCCAGCAUGGCCUUCCGCGUGCACAGCCGCAAUGGCAAGAGUUACACGUUCCUGAUCUCAUCCGACUAUGAGCGGGCCGAGUGGAGGGAGAACAUCCGGGAGCAGCAGAAGAAAUGUUUCAAGAGUUUCUCCCUGACGUCUGUGGAGCUGCAGAUGCUGACCAACUCGUGCGUCAAACUUCAGACCGUCCACAGCAUCCCACUGACCAUCAACAAAGAAGGAGGACGGACGCUCACCUCUCUGGUCUCUCGCACAGAUGAUGAAUCUCCCGGGCUCUACGGGUUCCUGAAUGUCAUCGUCCACUCCGCCACUGGCUUUAAGCAGAGUUCUAGUCUGUACUGCACCCUGGAGGUGGAUUCCUUUGGCUACUUUGUAAAUAAAGCCAAGACACGCGUCUAUAGGGACACGGCUGAGCCCAACUGGAAUGAGGAGUUUGAGAUCGAGCUGGAAGGCUCACAGACCUUGAGGAUACUGUGCUACGAGAAGUGUUACAACAAAAGCAAGAUCACCAAGGAGGACGGCGAGAGUGCAGACAGGAUCAUGGGGAAGGGCCAGGUGCAGCUGGACCCCCAGGCCCUGCAGGACAGAGACUGGCAGCGGACCAUCAUCGCCAUGAAUGGGAUUGAAGUGAAGCUGUCAGUCAAGUUCACCAGCAGAGAGUUCAGCUUGAAGAGGAUGCCUUCCCGAAAACAGACAGGCGUCUUCGGAGUCAAGAUCGCCGUGGUUACCAAGAGGGAGCGUUCCAAGGUGCCCUACAUCGUACGCCAGUGCGUGGAGGAGAUCGAACGCCGGGGCAUGGAGGAAGUGGGCAUCUACCGCGUGUCCGGAGUGGCCACCGACAUCCAGGCACUGAAGGCGGCUUUUGACGUCAACAACAAGGACGUGUCGGUGAUGAUGAGCGAGAUGGACGUGAACGCCAUUGCCGGGACGCUGAAGCUCUACUUCCGAGAGCUGCCUGAGCCCCUCUUUACCGACGAGUUCUACCCCAACUUCGCCGAGGGCAUCGCUCUCUCAGACCCCGUGGCAAAGGAGAGCUGCAUGCUUAACCUGCUGCUGUCACUCCCGGAGUCCAACCUGCUGACAUUCCUCUUCCUUCUGGACCACCUGAAAAGGGUGGCAGAAAAGGAGACAGUGAACAAGAUGUCCCUGCACAACCUCGCCACGGUGUUCGGCCCCACACUGCUCCGGCCCUCAGACAAGGAGAGCAAGCUCCCCGCCAACCCCAGCCAACCCAUCUCCAUGACCGACAGCUGGUCCCUGGAGGUCAUGUCCCAGGUCCAGGUGCUGCUGUACUUCCUGCAACUGGAGGCCAUUCCUGCCCCAGACAGCAAGAGACAGAGCAUCCUCUUCUCCACCGAAGUCUAAAGGCCCAACUCCACCUCCAAGAUGCCGGCAGAACGGCCUGGGAACCUCCUAGGGAAACGGGCUAUCCACAGAGCGGGAACCGAACCUUCUAGAGGAGUCAUUAGGCCACCCCCCAGGGCCAGGCUGCUGCCAAGAGACAACUACCCAAGGCAAAAGGCCAAGUGGCCUGGGCAGUUCCAGGCCCCCCUCCGGUGGGGCCUGAGAACUCUGGGCUGGCCUCAGACUGUGGUUUUCUACGCCGCCACCAGAGGGCGCCCCAAGCCAGCCCUCGUGUCUCCGGUCACGGGCCUGGGCGGGACCAGGCAAAGGGAGUGGUUUUUACGAAUUUAACUUAUGAGAGUUUAAAGAUUUCUACUGGAUCACCUGUCGAGAUGCACCCUCUCCAGGGAGAAAGGAACAGGAGCAGAUUCCCUCGGUAUCGUGUCUUGAAUAAAUAACUGCUGCUGCUUUGUGCCCAGGGGCCAGGCCCUGUCCAGCGUGGGUGGGGGCGUUUAGAUUUCCCAGACUUAGAAAUUCGACUCCUGUUUGUAACAGGGUUUGAAAAGCUAAAUCUACACUGUGUAGCGCUUGACCCCUUUCACCUCCUUUCUUCUUUCUUUCUAGAAGGAUUUGUGCAGAAAUGGGUCUUCCUGUUCUAUCCUGUUGCUUUGUUUUUGCUGAUCACGUGCCCCUCGGAAGGCAGCUCCCUGCGGAGCUGCAUAACGUCCAGGACCGGACACCAGGGGAGGGAGGCCCAGGCUGCGCACUUUAUGGCUGGUGGUCUAGGGAAAGUGAUCCUGUUCACCAUCCCGACUGACCCGCCGGGCACGCACUCUCCUCGUCAGCUCAGAAAGGCCUUGAUCUCUGGCCUUCUCCGGCCUGUGGCCCAUCUACCCCCAAAUCUCCCUUGCCCUAAUCGUGUCGCACUCCCCCCCCCACACCCCAGAUCGCUUCAUUCCUCGCUCUUUGCUACACACACUCAGCAAACUUUUGUAAAGUUUUCCUCUGGGCAGCGGCAGCUUACUGACAGCUUGUUUUAAACUUUGAUCUGAAUAGCCUUUUGAUACUUGAAUAUUUUUAAGUUUUAUACAUAGUUUCUAAUUUUUUUCCUAACAGAUUCAGAUUCCUAAUAAGAUGUUAGAAUGUACUCUGUGGACAGUCUGUGUCCCAGCGGCAUCUCGUCUUCCUCUGAGCGCCAGCUCUGUUUCCAUCAGGAGCCACUUCUGAAGUCUCCUGAGCAUCUGGAAUUGGGGUCGGGGGGGAUUAGGAACAGGCUGGGCCGAGGGUAGGGGCUCCCAUCCCAAAGCAGGUGGAGGGACAGAGCCCCCCACGCUCCACACACCUGUGCAGAAGCCAGGAUAUGUGCCUGGUAACCCUCCUGACCAUAUGACUUAGAGGGAAGAGAACUGGGGAAACCACUAAGUAUUUUGAAGAAACAAGUCUGUGAAGAAUUGCAUCACUUUUUUCAAAAAAGGAAUGGGGGCGAGGAGAAACUUCCAUGCUGGACUUGCAGGAAGAGAGGAUGUAGCUGAACCGGAGGAGGGAAGCAGUGGCAUGACUCAGGAAAAGGCGUUUGCUUGUCACGCGAUUAGACCAGUAACAGGUGGCACUGUCCAGGACCCUUCCCGUGUCCCUGGCGGGGUGGGAAGGCUUAGCUGGUGUGUCAGCGGGCAGCUCCUGCCCGAGGUCGUGGCACACGGGGCCACGUGCCCCCCCAACUCUACCCUCCGCUCGCGGACCUGCUGAGGCAGGGACGGAAAAAGAAGUCACUCGAAGGUCUUAAGCCUGCAUACUUUAUUUAUUUAGUUGUACUUUUUUCUCGUGAGGAGAGCAGACCCACUGUUUUAAAGCAGUGCUGCUCUCCUGGGGGAUGAGGGCGGGGAGCGGGGUCCCCUGUGCUUUGCAUGUCUCUGGGAUCCAUGCGUUUCCCGGGCCUCCAGUCCCUGGCCUCUUCUGGCCUGGCUUCCCAUCCCCGUCUGGCCCUGCAGAGGGAACACACUUUACUUAGAAAAGCUAGACCUGGCCCCGGUUUCUUUUUCCCUGGAGUCUCAUGAUUUGCGUCUGUCGCAUUGAAACUGGAAAGCAAUCUCUCAGUGUCUGUGCCAAUUUUUGUUCCCUCCCCCCAUCUCCUUCCUCUAUUUGCUUUUUAUUUAUGUAGGAUGCAUGGUGUUUAGUGAUGGAAUGACCACUGUUUCUUGUUCAGCUGUCAAAACACU
This is a messenger RNA of Physeter macrocephalus (sperm whale), 4134 nucleotides long. It is a transcript of the gene BCR, whose product is annotated as BCR activator of RhoGEF and GTPase. Gene Ontology annotation, cellular component: membrane. The coding region runs from base 230 to 1939 and encodes 569 amino acids. The record is from RefSeq and is a predicted model, not a curated record. NCBI's taxonomy places the organism in Eukaryota, Metazoa, Chordata, Mammalia, Artiodactyla, Physeteridae. The transcript has 17 exons. Gene Ontology annotation, molecular function: GTPase activator activity. Gene Ontology annotation, biological process: signal transduction; positive regulation of GTPase activity.